GCCUGUGAUUCGAAAACUCUAUGGAGUGAGAUUAAGAUUCGUUGGUGUCUGUCCAUGGACAGAUGAUCCCAGUGGUCCUGGUUUGAGAUGGGAGUGUGCCACAGCAAGAAAGUUGUAAUCCCAGACUUUGAAACCUCAGCGAGAUGCAGGUCAACGUGUAGUUCGAUGUUUGGAAGGUAUCCGUCAGAUAUACGACCACAAAACAGAACAUGGGAAGACUCACCCGUCGGUAGACAGAAGGCUGCGUUUACUUUGGAACAACUGGAGAAUUUGGAGAUUUGCCUGAAGGAAGCAGAAGAAAAGGCUAAAGCACUAUUGGAACAGCUUCUAGCCUCUGAAGAAGCAAAGUCACAACUACUUAAGAAAGUUUCCUUGCUGGAAGAAAGGCUAGAGGUUGUGGACCAGAAGAGGAAUAGUGAACAGUUCUAUGAAAACAUGGUUCUUGAGAAAGACAAGUGCAUCAAGAAGCUACAGGCUGAGGUAAAAGCCUCCCAAGAGAAACUUACAGCCCAUAAACUAAAGCACAAAAUGACAGUGAAAAAGCUACAAACUGAUUUGGCAGUAGCUAAGCAAGAGGCCGCCAUUACUGUCCUGGAACUCAAUGAGAAGAUGAAGACUCUCUGUGAAGGAAGGCCUUUCCCUGGAGUGUCCAACUCAGUGGAAGUGCUCUGUGGCGGUCUCCCACCUGUGGAAGAAGGUGACAGGAAGAUUAGCCUGAUUAUGGAGCUGUCCACCCAGGUUUCCGUGCAAACUGAGAAGAUCACACAGCUCGAAGAAGUUUUAGAAGAAAAGGAACGGAAGAUUGAGGAACUGGUCGCUAAGCACAGUUACCGGCUGUCCCAAAAGGAAACAAACCUUAAAGAAGACUUAAAAGACCUCCCGGUUGAAUGUGAUGAUAGGAGCGUUCCUGUGGCCUCUAAUGAGUUGUAGAUUUCCCAUAUGGCAAUAAUUAAAGUUUAGUGUCAUCAA
Molecule: messenger RNA, 969 nt
Organism: Mesocricetus auratus (golden hamster)
Lineage: Eukaryota; Metazoa; Chordata; Mammalia; Rodentia; Cricetidae
Gene: Ccdc192
Product: coiled-coil domain containing 192
Exons: 7
Coding region: 88-930 (280 amino acids)
Source: RefSeq, a predicted model, not a curated record